AUGACGACGACGAAGAAGAGGGAUGCGGUCACGCCACUUGCGAACAUGGACAUUCUGAGGACGUCCCUGCUCGGACUCGCGCCGCCGUGCCAGAAGGGCGCCGAAGUCCCUGGUAGGGUCCUCGAUGUUGGGACGGGGACGGGUAUAUGGGCUAUUGACUUUGGUGAUGAGCAUCCCGAGGCUGAGUUGGCAAACACAAAGGUUCUUGGGAUCGAUCUUUCGCCUAAUCAACCUACGUUCCUGCCGCCAAACGUCGACUUUGAAGUAGACGACAUUGAAGAGGAGUGGUUGUUUGACGAGCCGUUUGACUAUAUCCACAGCCGUCUCAUGACAUCCAGCAUCGCAGACUGGAAGGACAACCUCACACCAGGAGGCUACCUCGAGCUCCAAGAAGUCGACGUAGGCCCCUCCUGCGACGACGGCACCCUCGACCCCACGACCUCGGCUCUGGCGCGGUACUGCAACCUCUUACACGAGGCCUCGGUGAUGCUGGGCCGGCCGUACCAGGAGAUCCCCAAGCUCGCCGACGUGAUGCGCGAUCCGGAGAUCGGGUUCGUGGACGUCGAGGUCCGCGUGUUCAAGUGGCCUACCAACGGGUGGCCUGCCGCGGACACGGAGGAAGGGAGGAGGUUGAAGGAAGUAGGCGUGUGGAGCGGGGAGAAUAUCGUUGCCGGGCUCGAGGGGUUCGCGAUGGCGCCGUUUACGAGGGCGUUUGGGUGGUCCAAGGAAGAUGUUGACGCGUUUUUGGUGGAUGUGAAGAGGGAGAUGAGGGAUGAGAGUAUCCAUGCUUAUGGGCUUGUGUAUUCCAUUGUGGGCAGGAAGCCUUUAGGAUAA
This is a messenger RNA of Colletotrichum paranaense, 834 nucleotides long. RefSeq lists its product as uncharacterized. Lineage: Eukaryota; Fungi; Ascomycota; Sordariomycetes; Glomerellales; Glomerellaceae. The transcript has 6 exons. Bases 1 to 834 code for a protein of 277 amino acids. The record is from RefSeq and is a predicted model, not a curated record.